Molecule: messenger RNA, 2715 nt
Organism: Oryza brachyantha (malo sina)
Lineage: Eukaryota; Viridiplantae; Streptophyta; Magnoliopsida; Poales; Poaceae
Exons: 11
Coding region: 1-2349 (782 amino acids)
Molecular function (GO): DNA-binding transcription factor activity
Source: RefSeq, a predicted model, not a curated record
AUGCGGAUGACGAAGCUGGUCAUGUCUCGCGACACCGACGGAGGAGGAGGUGGGGCGCCGCCUGAUACGCCACUGCCGCCCCCCGGCGCCGCUUCCAGCUCCGAGAACUCUCCUGUUUUUGAUUUCAUCAAAACUCUGUCCCCGAUAGCGACAUCUAAGCGUCUAUACACUGCACCAAAUGCACAAUUGUUCAAGUCAUCAGAUUUGGCACAUACUUCUUCUAUCUUCACUUCGCCACAAGUUACUGAUUCACGAAAGGGAUCCAAGAUAUCAAUCGGGAAUACUUCUGCUCGACUUUCUCAAGAAGGCUUGUGUUCUUGCUGUCACACGACUCAAAUAGGAACCUCCUGUUAUAUAAAACAGUCUGAAGUCAUGACAAUUCCUUCAGAAAAUUGCAGUACAGAUUGUUCCCUCAGCCAGGCUUAUCAUGAUUCUCCUGGAAAUGCAUCAAUAUUACGAAAUAAUUUGCCUCAGCGCAUCCAACUUAGUAGUAAUACCUUGGGAAAUGAUAAGAGAGAAGACGAUAUUUCUGGCAAAACAGAUCAUGCAAAACUUCCAUUCUUUGAUCACAGUGGCCUAGACAAACUGGAGCAAUCGACUAGUGGAAUAAAUAUUCAGAAAAGAGAUUUGACUAAAAAACAUAAUGAUGAACUAGCAUGUAAUUGGGAUUACUUGAACAUUCAAUGUGGUAGCAGUGUUGUGCCAACACCAAAUCUGAGAUUAGAUACAUCAGCACAAUUGGUGGAGACACCAAGAAAUGAUAAUGUCAUGCAUAGUAAAUCUUUAUUGCCAAUUACACAAACAAAUUUGGAGAAUGCAGGAAGAAAGCUGUUCCAUGGAUCAGCUGAUUGUUAUGAGCAGAGUCUUGUAGAUAACGUUUCAUCAAAUUAUGUCUCUGGAAUUCCACCUUGCCAUAGUCUAAGUCAAUUGGUUCAAGAUCAUCAAUUCAUUGACACACUUGAAGUGCCCAGUGAUUGUAUGGCAAUGCACCACAGUGCUGUAACACACUAUCUACGUGGUUCGUGCAACCGCAAUCUCUUCAAUGAAAAGGUAAGGGAUCCUAUUAUGAGUGUACACAGAGUCUCAACUCCUUGUAGUCCACCCCGUACUACUAGGUGGAGAAGUUACUCUGAUGAUAACUACUUGAAUCCUGUGGUAUCCCCUGUCUGUCCACUACCUGGUCUUGAUUUGCAUUUCGAUGCCCUUUCCCAAAUGCCAAAAGAUAUGGUACUGGGUGACAGCAAGGCCACGGAGAACCCAUUCAAGAAGAAGAAAAGCGCUGUUAAUUCUACUCUUUUAACAUCUGAACACAACAGUGAAAUGAAUUCUGUUGUUCCUGGCAAUCAGCCGGUUUCCAAUACCAAUGAAAUGAACACUAGUACUCAAAACAACUACUCAUCUCAGGCAACAACGACAACAAAUGCUGGUGAUUCUGGGCAAGAAAAUCCCAAGAGAAAAAGGCAGAAAUGUCAAAGUGGCGACGUCGACUCAUUCAAACGGUGCAGCUGUAAGAAGUCAAAAUGCUUGAAACUUUAUUGCGAGUGUUUUGCUGCCAAAGUGCACUGUUCAGGAUCUUGCUCCUGUCGAGGGUGUUUUAAUGAUGACAGUCAUGAGGAAACAAUUUUAUCUACUCGCAGUCGGAUUGAAUCUCGUAAUCCACUGGCUUUUGCCCCAAAAGUAAUUCGCAGUUGUGGGUCUGGUCUGGCAUUUGGGGAAGACUCUACAGCAACUCCUGCUUCAUCUCGUCAUAAAAGAGGCUGCAAUUGCAAGAAAUCAUAUUGUCUGAAGAAAUACUGUGAAUGCUUUGAGAGUGGUGUGGGGUGCUCCAUGAGUUGCCGAUGUGAGAGCUGUAAGAACUCUUUUGGAAUAAGAAAAGGAAUUCAACUGCUAGAUAACGAGGAAACUGAGCGAGUGGACCCAAAAAAGAAGGCUCCUUUGAAGGAAGAACUACCUUGGAUUAUCAAACUUAAUGCAUUUGGUGAAACCUACCGUGUUCUUCCCAAUGAUAUUCUAUGCACAACACCUUCAAUUGAAUCUCACAGAGCUUUGGUCCUACCCCCAUCAGAAUGCUCCAAGACACUGCUAUCAUCAACAACUUUUUCCCAGCUAUAUUCUCCCAGCAAAACAGAUGUUCUGCCAUCUCCUUACCGGAGCUACACACAAAUGAUUCUUGAGAAUGACACAUCAGCUGAUAUGCAGCAAGGGGAUUCGUCUUGCACUGCCGGCUUCAAGGUUGUGUCUCCUAACAAGAAGAGGGUAUCUCCGAUGCGUAGUAGGAGUGACAGGCAAUUGGUCCUCAACUCCAUCCCUUCCUUUCCUUCUCUCACUGGUGAUGCAUGCCAACAGUGAGUUUCAGUGAUCUGAGUUCUAAUCUGUCACCUGAGGUUGUUUGUUUCUUGAUCUCCUCGAUCAACUAAAGCCUGGUAUAGUAUCUUGGAUGAGGUUUUGGACACUACUUACAUAUUUUUGACUGUACAGGGAUAGUUAAGCUGCUUCACAUCCUUUCCAGAGUCAGAUGCUCAGUAACUCCAGUUCAUACACUGCCUGCGGUCAUCGAUUCCUCCAUUCAAAUAUGCUGUUUUGUUCGCGCAAUUUUGUCCACACGCUAUUUUUUAUUCCCAUGUGCUUGUGGGAGACAAGGGUGUAAUAUAUGGAACCUCAAUUUUUACUUUAAAUUUGAAGUUAAUUUUAGAGGAUUUUCUCAUUAAGUUUGUU